AUGAUCGGCGGAGAACUUGUGACUGAGCUCGUAAAACAGCUCUUUUCUAUAUCUAGAAAAGCCUUCAGAUGCAGAGGCGUCGCCCGAAACCUCGCGACGAUGAUUGGAGAUGUUCAACCCACGAUCAAGGAGAUUCUCUAUAGCGGCGUCGAAGUGAGUGCUCAUCGCCAAGCUCAACUCCGUAUGUUCUCCGAAACCCUAGAAAAAUGCAGGAAGCUCACGGAGAAUGUUCUCAAAUGUCACCGUUGGAACAUGGUUCGUCAGCUAUACCACGCUAAGAAAAUGGAAGAUUUACAGAAGAAAAUCUCGAUUUUUCUUCAGGGUAUGCCUCUACAUAUCCUCGCUGAUGUUCAUCAUCAUCGGGUCGAUAAUGAGGUCCGAUUAAAUCGGAUUGAUAGGAAUGUUGAUAGUUUGAAUGAGAAAUUGGGGGUUGGAUUGGAAUUGGGGAAGAGGAAAGUGAAGGAGAUGAUGUUCAAUUUGAAAGAUGAAGGAAGAAGACUUAUUGGUAUCUCAGGGAUGAGUGGUUCUGGGAAAACCACUCUUGCUACAGAGCUUGAGCGAGACGAGGAAGUUCGAGGGCACUUUGGGAACCAGGUUUUGUUUCUGACUGUCUCACAGUCUCCCAAUAUUGAAGAGUUGAGGGCAAGUCUAUGGGGAUUUCUUACUGGUUAUGAUGGUGGCUUUGAUGCCACUGUUCCGAAAUCGAUUGGUGAAACGCAGAAGAAGCUAGUGAUCCUUGAUGAUGUUUGGACAAGGGAAUCUCUGGACCAGCUAAUGUUUAAAAUUCCUGGAACCACAACGCUUGUGGUCUCACGAUCUAAACUUGCAGAUUCGGGAGCCAACUAUGAUGUGGAGUUACUAAAGGAAAAUGAAGCAACAUCUCUUUUCUGUCUCUCUGCUUUCGACCAGAAAUCCGUCCCUUCUGGGUUUAGUCAAGAUUUGGUUAAGCAGGUUGUUAAGGAGUGUAAAGGUCUACCUUUAGCUCUGAAAGUGAUCGGUGCUUCAUUGAAAAACCAACCUGAGAAGUAUUGGGAAGGUGUAGUGAAGAGGUUAUCAAGAGGUGAACCUGCUGAUGAAACUCAUGAGAGUCGAGUGUUUGCUCAAAUCGAAGCAACUCUAGAAACUCUCGACCUAAAAACCAAAGAUUGUUUCUUGGAUAUGGGUGCAUUCCCUGAAGACAAGAAGAUUCCUCUUGAUGUUAUCAUCAACAUGUGGGUUGAGAUGCAUGAUCUCGAGGAAGAAACUGCUUUUGCUCUUCUUGUUGAUUUAUCAAACAAGAAUCUCCUCACUCUCGUGAAAGAUCCAAGGCUUGGUGCUCAGUACACUAGCUACUAUGAUAUAUUUGUGACGCAGCAUGAUGUUCUAAGAGACCUAGCCCUGCAUCUUAGUAACCGUGGGAAAGUUAAUAGAAGAGAGCGGUUAUUUAUGCCGAAAAGAGAGACGGUGCUUCCUAGAGAAUGGGAGAGGAACAAUGAUGAGCCAUACAAUGCCCGGGUAGUUUCCAUUCACACAGAGGAAAUGAGUACUAUGGAAUGGUUUGACAUGGAACUCCCGAAGGCAGAGGUUUUGAUAUUAAACUUCUCUGCGGACAACUAUGUCCUGCCACCUUUUAUUGCUAAGAUGGGCAAGCUUAGGGCGCUCGUGGUUAUCAACAACGGUAUGUCUUCUGCGUGUCUACAUGACUUCUCCGUCUUUACCAAUUUGGCUAAACUCAGGAGUCUCUGGCUCGAGAGGGUUCAUGUCCCCGAACUCUCUAGCAGUACGGUUCCUUUUAAAAACCUCCACAAGAUGUCUUUGAUCCUUUGCAAGAUCAACAAUAGUUUUGAUCAGACAACAUUGGACAUGUCCCAACUCUUUCCAAACUUAUAUGAUCUCACAAUAGAUCACUGUGAAGAUCUUGUGGAACUAUCUUUGACCGUCUGUGGAAUCACCUCUCUCAAGUCCAUCAGCAUAACACAUUGUCCCCGGAUCAAGGAAUUGCCUAAGAACAUGAGUAAGCUAAAAGCCCUCCAACUUCUGAGGCUAUACGGUUGCCCGGAGCUGAAAUCUCUGCCGGUAGAAAUCUGUGAGUUGCCGAGUCUAAAGUACCUUGACAUCUCUCAAUGUAUGAGCCUCAGUUCUGUUCCGGAGCAGAUAGGAAAGCUAAGGACACUUGAGAAACUGGACAUGAGAGAAUGCAGCGUAUCGAGCAUACCGAGCUCUGCGGUUUCAAUGACUUCUCUACGCCAUGUAAUAUGCGAUGUAGAGGCUUUGUGGAUGUGGGAAGAUGUUGAGAAGGCGGUUCCAGGCCUUCGUGUUGAAGCAGCUGAAAAAUGCUUCAGCCUGGAUUGGCUCGACGAGUAG
This is a messenger RNA of Arabis nemorensis, 2343 nucleotides long. Lineage: Eukaryota; Viridiplantae; Streptophyta; Magnoliopsida; Brassicales; Brassicaceae. The record is from the annotation of a GenBank genome assembly.